This is a messenger RNA of Prosopis cineraria, 1035 nucleotides long. Its product is annotated as zinc finger protein ZAT1-like. The record is from RefSeq and is a predicted model, not a curated record. NCBI's taxonomy places the organism in Eukaryota, Viridiplantae, Streptophyta, Magnoliopsida, Fabales, Fabaceae. The transcript has 4 exons. The coding region runs from base 1 to 1035 and encodes 344 amino acids.
AUGGAGGAGACGAGGAAGUUCGUGUGCAAGUUCUGCAGCAAGAGGUUCCCUAGUGGCAAGUCUCUGGGCGGUCACAUUAGAACUCACCUGAAUCAACAUUCAAGCAAUAAGACCAUUACUGCUAACAAUCCAGGCAAGUUCGGGAUCAGUAACAAUGGGUUGAUGCUGCAAGAAAAAGAAGAGGAAGGAGAGAGAUUUAAGCUCAGAUUAUGGCCUCAGAGAGAAUCCCAGAACGACAAAGAGAGAAUGUGGGAAAGGAUUCCCUUCUUUGAAGCUCUAUGUGGUCACAUGGCUUGUCACUCUGAGAAAGAGAAGCAGAAAUUGGCAAUCAUGGAUUCUCAAUCUGAUACUGAAGCUUCUGAUCUAGAAGAUUUCAAGAGAACCAGGUUCAUGACCCUUAACAAUAAUCAAAGUAACCUAACUUCUUCUUCUUUGUCAGAGGUUGAACAAGAAGAAGAUGAUGAUGAUGAUGGAGAAGUCAAGAAUAAGAACUCUGUCUAUAAUGCUUCUCAGCUUGUGAAGGUGGGAAAGGACAAGAUGAAGUCGAAGUUUUCAGAUUCUGGGUGUUCUAGAAAUGGUUCCAAAAAGGAAGAUUCAAAUAUUUCAAUUGAUGGGGUUUUCAGGAAUGAUGGUUUUAAUCGACCAAAAGUGGAAGAUGAAUAUGGAUUUAAGAUGAUUGCCAAACAUGAAAAUCUUAGUCACAAUUUGGAUGAAGUUUCCUGCAAGAAGAAGAAAAAAAGUUUUCCUAAUGAUGAAGACUACAACAAAGACUCAUAUGAUUCAGAAUCUUAUGCAAGUGCUGAGAAAAGCACAGACACUGACUCUGAUUCUUUUCCUUAUUCUUAUCAGAAGCCAAAGAGCAGCAAGAGUAGUAACACAAGGCCAAGAAGAAGUGAUGAGAAAUCAAAGAAAACAAAGGAGCAUGAGUGUCCCAUCUGUAACAAAACUUUCAGGUCAGGCCAAGCCUUGGGAGGUCACAAAAGGUCCCAUUUUAUUGGGGAUUUGAAGAGAACCACAACAACACCACUGGAAUAG